AUGAGCAGAAAGCAGGUAAUCGCUUUUGUCAAGCCUCGUUGCCCGGAUUUCCUGACUGAAGACGUACUCAAUAACGAAUCGUUAAUACAUGGCAUGGCCCAGUCGUUGACCAAGAUAAACGAAUUUGUGGUAUUGGAGAAUAGGUUUUCGUCAAGGCAAUCAAAAAAGGCAACCAAAACUGAGUUAUCACGAAUCGUGAAGACAGUUAAAAAGGAAGUCCAACAACUUGAUGAGAAGCUGAAGGAAACAAGUCAAAUACAUAUUGAGGUUUCUCAAGGGACCGAGCGACUGUGCAUUUCAAGCAUGCAGAAGCAAGCAUUACUUACACAAGUCCUAACAAAGUCGUUGGAAAUACAACAUUUAAUUGACUCCAGCAAUGUCCUUAAAAAGAUGAAGAAACGUGUCGUGCAGCAAUCCCAGCGGAAAACGAACACACUAAAAGAUAUACAAGCCCAAGAUACUAAAGUAUGCUGCUACAAUUCCGAGAUAAGUUGGGAGGAGGCCUAUUCUGCGCUGGAAAACAAACAAUUUUCAGGAAAAGUUUCCUCAACCGAAAUCAGAAAUAUGGCCGCACAAAUCGAGAGUUCCUUUAUCGCUCCUGUAUCAGGCAUUGUUGGUGAUGCAGAGGAAAUGGAAAAUAACAUCGAACUUCUCCUCCUAAAUUUCCCGAUAAUGAGGGCAACAAGAGUAAAAUGCAAGCAAAUAGAAGACGUACUUAUUGACGUCAAACAGUUAGUUCUAGACCCUAAAUGUUUUGCAAUGCUGUUUGAAGCUGACGACAACCCUACAGAACAGCAAGCAGAGGUGCAACAAGAGGACUUGUUGAGACCGGUCAAAGAGGGCCCAACUCGACGUCUUGGCCGUCGACCAUUAUGGCUAAAGUACCCGGAAAUCAUACAGACCGCAACAGACUUUAUUAAACAGGAAUCGUUCGCAGCUCAUCGAAGAAGACGUGAAAAUACCGGAACAGGCACGGGAGUGGCCCUUAAAGAUUUGCAGAAACACCUUUUGGAUAACGUUCCUGGUCUUAGAGAACAUGGAAUUUCGCUUGACACCAUUCACCACCUAAUGGUAGCUCCGAAGAAGAACAGCAGUCGAGCGAUCCGUUACAAAGGGCUUAUUGACGCGAAAGUCGCUCCCAAGAAGAACAACUAUCGAGAGAACUGUGAAAAUCAGCACUUUUUGUUCGCCAGAGUAAAUUACCGCGAGGAGCUUUGUUCCAUGUUUCAUGAAGAGGCACGGUUUUAUUCUUCAGAUGAUAUGAACAAGCUGCGUAUGGGUCCGUCUCCAGCCGUUUCCAGGUAUCAUCAACAGCAUCGUUUUCACAUGCAAAACGACACGCCAAAUCUCUGGGAUCACGAUUUCCCUCAUCCAGGCUACCUCAUCACAACCUCUGGAUACCAAAUGCAGGUGAAACAAUCAGUUCGUGACGACCAGCCUACAAACGAAGAAGACGAAAUGUACACGAGGGUCGACUUAAAUGACUACUCGGAAGACCCCGAUUUUGUCAAUUUUCAAGAGCGUGCUCACAGCAUAGAAAGCACUGAAGAUGACGUAGUACCGAACGACAAAUACAAGGACAAACUUGGUCGACUUCAUUUUAAGAAGACCACCUAUGGUCCCGCUGUGUUGGUUUUAAGAGCCGCUAAAUUCACCUCAUCCAGUGGACAGACUCAUGCAAACGAUCUCCUUCCCAUUUUAGCAGCGCAAGUGAAAGAAGGGAAAACCGUGGCUUUUGUCAAAGUUGAUAACGGUUGCGACUGGAAUGUACGGUCUGUCGUCAACUCGAUCUACCUUUGCCGCUUGUGGAGGGAUUCUGGCCUUGACAUCCUGGGUGUGGUAAGUUACGCUGCAAAAUACUCUGCAUACAACCAAAUUGAACAUUUGUGGAGCCCAAUGAGCAAGAAGUUAUCAUCAGUUAUUCUGCCAUCGACACCAGAUGGGGAAGACAAAGCACCAUACCUGCAGACGGAACUGAAUGAAGAGGAACGUCGUGCCAAAGAAGGGGCAGUAUUUGACAAUGCCAUGAUGCUUGUGAAAGAUAAAUAUUGGAAAGGUGCAACUUUUAAUGGAAGCGAAGUCACCACAUUGGUCAAAGAGUGCUUAGCAGAGGAGAGUCCAUAUCACGAUUAUGAGCAUGUCCAUAAGGUAAGCAAAAGUUUUCUUCUACAUUUAGAAAAAUGCACCCAUUCACCGGAAAAGUUUAGCACGUUUUAGAAUUAAAGAGGAUCUCUUGAUUUGAUCAUUUAACAAUUUGAAUAUUUUAUAUUCUAGACUAUUUCAGGUCCAGUUGGCCAACUCCGUCUGAAUAAAGAAAUUGUACUUGAGAUGAGGUUUAUGACCAAACACAUUGACCGGAAAUCAAAUGAGAUAAUCUUUAGAAAAUGUGUGGAUCCAGCCUGCUCAUACUGCACUAAACAUCCUGUUCGUGCAUCAAAGAUGUGGGAAUACCUAAUGCAACGCAAGAUGAAGUGGCCCAACCCAAUCCCAAGCACAUCGUAUCCAGGCCAUUUCAUGACAUUCUUGGAGGUCUCUGAACUGGACGAGAAGGCUCUUCCCACGGGUAAGUAG
Messenger RNA from Paramuricea clavata, 2571 nucleotides. Lineage: Eukaryota; Metazoa; Cnidaria; Anthozoa; Malacalcyonacea; Plexauridae. The record is from the annotation of a GenBank genome assembly.